UGUUAUCAGACAAAAUAUCCAAAUGAAAAGGAUAAUUAAUAAACUAAUUCCCAUUAAAAUUUUAUUCAGAACCAAAAUCGUAGGAUUAUAAUUCAAGAAUUUUAGAAAUUGCAACAAGAUAUCAAUGACUUGUUGAGGGGCAUUCAUAUAAAUUAUGAUGACAAGUCGUGAAGAUUUUACAAAAAGGAAUAUGCCAAAUAGUCCUCUAAGUAAGAAUCUUUCUCCUUAAAAAAUGAUGUUUUGUAUUAAAGUAAAGAAUUCAGAAAUUCUUUCAGCGUAAUUAAAUUUAUUCUUAAAUUAAUUUAAGAUUUGAU
Molecule: messenger RNA, 314 nt
Organism: Paramecium octaurelia
Lineage: Eukaryota; Ciliophora; Oligohymenophorea; Peniculida; Parameciidae
Source: the annotation of a GenBank genome assembly